Arvicola amphibius (Eurasian water vole) is the source of this 450-nucleotide messenger RNA. RefSeq names its product ATP synthase membrane subunit f (gene Atp5mf). Gene Ontology annotation, molecular function: proton-transporting ATP synthase activity, rotational mechanism. Gene Ontology annotation, biological process: proton motive force-driven mitochondrial ATP synthesis. The record is from RefSeq and is a predicted model, not a curated record. The transcript is spliced from 4 exons. Lineage: Eukaryota; Metazoa; Chordata; Mammalia; Rodentia; Cricetidae. Bases 61 to 327 code for a protein of 88 amino acids.
AGUCCGUGCUCCCAGCAGCCCUCGCGCACGGCUGGGCUUUGCGGACACCGGGACUGCAAGAUGGCGUCUCUCGUGCCACUGAAGGAGAAGAAGCUUAUGGAGGUUAAACUUGGAGAACUGCCAAGCUGGAUAUUGAUGCGGAAUUUCACCCCCAGUGGCAUUGUGGGAGCCUUUCAGAGAGGUUACGACCGGUAUUACAACAAGUACAUCAAUGUGCGGAAAGGCAGCAUCUCGGGGAUUAACAUGGUGCUGGCAGCCUAUGUGGUUUUCAGCUACUGCAUUUCUUACAAGGAACUCAAACAUGAGCGGCGACGCAAGUACCACUGAAGAAGGGCCACCAUGAGGGGACUGCACACCUCUCCUAAGCCCAUCCGUGAAGAACUCAACUUUGGCUGGAUCUUCAUAUCCCAAGAACUAGUGUCCAAUAAAAGGUGACUGACUGGUCAUGUA